AUGGCCGCCGAAAGAUCGAACGUUUCCAGCGACCUCGUCUGGCAAAUCACCCGCAACCAGAACUCGUUUCUGGUCAAGCGCAACACCGGUGGUGGUUCCCAGUUCUCCCGUGACACUCUGAACUUGCAGAACAAGCACUCUUUCAAGUAUGCCGGAUACGCCAACACCAAGGCCAUUGGCGUGCAGCCCACUGAGAACGGUGGUGUUGUCGUUAUCACCAAGAAGCCUGGCAACCCUCAGCAGCCUGCUAAGAACACCGUCCGUGUGAACUAUGGCCCCAAUGCCUCCAGCCGCAAGAUCUACAAGGGUGUCGCCGACUUGACCGCCAAGAACGGUUACCGUGCUGACCUUCGUGAGGAUGCUGUCGCCCGUGUUAGCGCCAUCCGCCGCACCCAGAAGGCCAAGAAGGAGACUCCUGCUCGGAAGCCCAGAGGAGCUCAGGCCAAGAAGGCCGCUGAGAAGGAGUCGGAAUAA
Molecule: messenger RNA, 474 nt
Organism: Aspergillus wentii DTO 134E9
Lineage: Eukaryota; Fungi; Ascomycota; Eurotiomycetes; Eurotiales; Aspergillaceae
Product: 60S ribosomal protein L28
Exons: 5
Coding region: 1-474 (157 amino acids)
Biological process (GO): translation
Cellular component (GO): ribosome; cytosolic large ribosomal subunit
Molecular function (GO): structural constituent of ribosome
Source: RefSeq, a predicted model, not a curated record